AUGUUUUCAAAUAUGCUCUCAGAUUCGAAUUUCUAGGAUGAAGUUUUUCCAUAUUAGAAAUUCUCGUCUUCUCAAUCAUUUGAAAUGGAACCAUUUUCAGAUUUUGAAUAAAAUUGCCAUCUGUCAUUCAAUACUAACGAAGGGUCAUAAUUUUAAGAUGCUGAAGAUAGAGAAAUGAUGUUUAAAAUUAAGGAAGAUGACACCUCCCUCAAUGCUUUGAAUCAAGAUCUAAUGAAAAGAAAAUAAAAAAUUUGGAAUGAUGAAGAGGAUUCAAGACUGAAAUAUUUAUUUGUGGAAUUAUCAGGGAAAUGGAAUGAAAUUGCAAAGCACAUGCCAUAAAGAAACGCGUCUUAGUGUUAGCAGAGAUGGAGAAGAAUCAAUCCACCAAAAGAUACAAGGCAUAUUUGGAAGCAGGAGGAAGAUGAUAAAUUAAAAUAGUUAGUUUAAGAUAUUGGGAAAUAAUGGAUGAAAAUCGCCAAAUGUUUUGGCAACAUUACAGGGAAAUAAGUUAGAGAUAGAUACAUUAAUAAAUUAGAUAAGUCUAUAAAUAAGUAACCAUGGACUUACGAAGAAGAUAUGCUUAUUUUAGAUUAGUAUAACAUUAAUGGACCUAAGUGGACUAAAAUUUCGAAUCAACUAUAAGGGAGACCGGAAAAUCAUGUUAAGAAUAGGUUUUAUAGCUAUAUAAAACGAAACUUUUUAGGGGAAUAGAAUAGAUACUAAAUAAUCUAUUCUUGAAUUGCUUCUCUUUUUUUCUCAUUAGAAAAAUGAGAGGCUCAAAUAUCAAAUUGAGUUAUAUAUAUAUAUAUACAUCGCGUUAUAAUUAUAAAUACAUAAAACGAA
This is a messenger RNA of Paramecium tetraurelia, 843 nucleotides long. RefSeq lists its product as uncharacterized. NCBI's taxonomy places the organism in Eukaryota, Ciliophora, Oligohymenophorea, Peniculida, Parameciidae. Gene Ontology annotation, biological process: regulation of DNA-templated transcription. Gene Ontology annotation, cellular component: nucleus. The record is from RefSeq and is a predicted model, not a curated record. Gene Ontology annotation, molecular function: RNA polymerase II cis-regulatory region sequence-specific DNA binding; DNA-binding transcription factor activity, RNA polymerase II-specific. The transcript has 5 exons.